AUGGCUGAUGAGAGCUACACUUCUCCCUCGACGUCAGCGAACACAACCGGCCGAGCAUCGUCGCUCACCGGCAAUGAGCCCCCAAGUUUCAGCUUACGUCGAGCUGCAACAGUCGGUCAAUCUGCCCCUACACGUCGCCGCCCCACUCUGAAUGCGGGCUCGCCCACCGCCGAGAAUGGCUUUGCAGAUAUUCGAAGGCGGAGCUCUACAUAUUCCGACUUUAGUCUGAAUGAUGCUAGAAGGGAUCUGGAGACAAGCGCAGAUGAGCUCUUUAAUCCGAGUAAAUCUGGCUCCAAAGAGGCGGAUAAAUCUCCAUUCGUCUACGUCCCACUUACACUAGCUCUGCUCCCUGCUAUAGCUGGCAUAUUCUUCGAAAAUGGGAGUGCUUUCUUUACGGACCUCAUAUUACUCAGCUUGGCUGCUAUAUUUCUUCACUGGUCCGUCACGCAGCCGUGGGAUUGGUAUCGCUCCGCGCAAGAGAUACGCAUCGUGAGAGAUGAGAUUAUGACUGAGUCUGUCUUUGAGUCCGAUAGCGACGUUGAGCCUCCUACGACAACCCUGGAAAAUGUCCCUGAAGAGACAAAUAAACAGGAUAGUUCCGGGGAAGUAGCCGAAGAAGCAUCCAAUAGACGGGAUCGCCAGCGGAAUGAGCGACAGGAUGCCGCGCUUAGAGAACUCUACUUUCACGAGACGGCCGCUCUAGCCUGGUGCUUUAUAUUUCCUAUGCUCGGCGCAUAUCUUCUACACACUAUUCGGGGGCAGUUGACGAGACCUUCUGAGGGCUUGGUAUCUGACUAUAAUCUCACUAUUUUCCUUUGCGCCGCCGAAGUCCGCCCCAUUUCACAUCUGAUCAGGAUGCUUCAAAAUCGAACCUUACGAGUUCAACAAAUCGUCGCAAAGAACCCCUAUGAAAAGCAAACUGUUACAAUGGAGCAUUUAGAAGCACUUUCAACCAGACUAGAUGAGUUGGAAGCACAAGGAGCUUCGGGUGAUGCAUCGUCGAAUGCCACUGCACGGCCUGAUGUUCCACAGCCAAAAUUGAUCGAGGCGGCAGUGGCUCAAGAAGUCCGUAGUAGCAUACAGCCAGAACUAGAUGCUUUAAAUCGCGCCAUGCGUCGAUACGAGAAGAAACUCACCCUACUUGCAUGCCAAACCGACAAUCGUAUCGAGUAUGUCGACUACAGGCUUAAUGAUGCUAUUGCGCUUGCUGCUGUCGCUGCUAAGAAUAGUAACACUCAACGAAACUUUGGCGGGUGGGUUAUCGACAAGAGCAUUGCGCUGGUUAUACUCCCAUUUCAAGCACUAGUAGCGGUGUCUACCUUUCCUUUCCGGACGAUAUCGACUAUGCUUAGUCGAAAGAGCAUAUCUUCGUCCGAGAAGACCCAGAGGACUCUACGCAGCGGGAGAGUGCUUGCUCAUGGCAAGUCUAGUUCCGAUCGCGUGCCCACGCGCGUGUCUAAGAGAUAG
This is a messenger RNA of Daldinia childiae, 1467 nucleotides long. RefSeq lists its product as uncharacterized. The transcript has a single exon. The record is from RefSeq and is a predicted model, not a curated record. Bases 1 to 1467 code for a protein of 488 amino acids. Lineage: Eukaryota; Fungi; Ascomycota; Sordariomycetes; Xylariales; Hypoxylaceae.